UUUAUUAAUCAAAACUCCAUUUUACGUUACUCUUAAGGAACAACAAACUUUCUCAAUAACAAGAAACGUAAAAGAGUACACAAAUUCCAUCGCCAUCACUAUUCUUUUCUUGCUCUCACAGCAAAUUUUCACACCUUCACACUUCACCUCUAUGAUUCACUAUGCGCAUUCACACCAUAUUCCCUGCACCCGCACCAUCUCUCACUCUCUUACAACUCUGUAAAAAAUUUCACCGCCAUGCAUGGCAACCGUUUCCUUUUCUUCUUCUUUUUCUUUCUUUCAUCUUUCCGGCAACUGCUCAGCCAUCACCACCGCAAGAUGCAUUCGCGAAAAUGAAGUUCGACAAAACUAUGGCAUCAGUCCUUGUGAUACUCGUCAUGGUUUUCUUCACAUUAGGUUUUAUUUCAAUCUACACUCGCCAAUGUAGAGAACGAAGAAUACGAGGAAGGGUCGAUCUAACUGCUCCGGUUACCGGUGGUGAUGUUUGCCGGCAAUCACGCGGUCUUGAUCCAACGAUCAUUGAAAAUUUUCCGAAAUUUGUAUAUUCUGAGGUGAAGGAUCUCAAGAUUGGAAGAGUCACGUUAGAAUGUGCAGUGUGUUUAAAUGAGUUUGCGGAUGAUGAAACGCUGCGUUUGAUUCCUAAUUGUAGCCAUGUAUUUCAUCGUGAUUGUGUUGAUGUUUGGUUGUUGCAUCACUCUACUUGUCCGGUUUGUCGAGCUGAACUUGUUCCCGGUUCGGAUGAUGCAGGUUCUUCUGUUCAGAUACAGAUCUCUGAACCAAAUUUGGCUGAACCCGUUUUUAAUCAUGAGCCCGAUGUUAUUGAACCGGUUGGUUUGGAUGAGAAGAAAAAAGUUUUAAUAGUGAGUCCAAGUGUGAAUUUUGAUGGUAUGAACCGGACUCCCGUUCGGUCCAUGUCAGUGGGGUUUGGGUUUAUGAGAUUGUUUUCUCGGUCUAAAUCAACGGGUCAAUUAAUGGUUCGGUCGGAUGAGGAUUGUGAGCGGUUCACGUUGAGAUUGCCGGAUGAAGUGCAUAAUCGAUUAAUGAAUGAUAUCACGUUGCGCCGAACAAAGACCUGGGAAGCUACAUUAGGUAGUGGGAAAAGGGGUUACCGAACAAGGAGUGUGGGGAGGAACUUUCUACAAUAUGAGCGGUUCAAUGUGGAGAGCCGGCUGGACCAAAAAGGGUUCACGUGUGCCCCAUCUUUUUUGGGCCGGGUUGGUUCGAUGAGAUCAACAAAGGAUGGGAACAAUGCAAGUGCAACAAUGGGUGUUAUGAGCAAAGUUGAUGCUGGAGAACGUUCUUCGGAUCGUUUAGUUUAAAUUGAUUGAGUAUUAAAUUAUGAUUGAGAUUGGGUGUGGGUGAAAAUAAGUUUACUAUUGAAUUGUUUAUUUUAUGUAUAAUGAUGGAGCUAAUCUUCGUGUUCAUAGAAUUAAAA
Medicago truncatula (barrel medic) is the source of this 1435-nucleotide messenger RNA. RefSeq names its product RING-H2 finger protein ATL11. The record is from RefSeq and is a predicted model, not a curated record. Bases 162 to 1319 code for a protein of 385 amino acids. Lineage: Eukaryota; Viridiplantae; Streptophyta; Magnoliopsida; Fabales; Fabaceae. The transcript has a single exon.